AUGAUGAUGCAGCAUUGCGUCUUGGCUAUCCAGCAGGUUCACUCCCUUGCGGUCAAGACCGAUGAGUUUAAAAAAGAACUGACCAAAAAGACCAAGGAGGUAGCAAAACUUCUUGCGCCACUUAAUAAAGCCGAGGCCCGCAUCGAAGAUCUUCUUGAUAAAGCCAAGGCUACCGAGCUAGCCCUGAAAACAGUCGAGGACCGUGCCGAGGUUGUGGAGAAUGUCAUCAAGGUUGCUCAGACCGAGGCAAAAGAGGCCAAAGAGAAAGAGACUGAAGCCCAAACCGAGCUUCAAACGGCAUUGGCUACAAAGGAGGUUGAAAUCAAGGCGGCCGACGAAAAGGCCUACACUAAGGGGGCGGCCGAUGUACGUGACGAGUAUAAAAAGCAAGUGAAGGCCGGGUUUGGGUCGUGGCACGAGGUGUCCACAUACGAUCCAGCCAACCCCCCAACUGCACUUCCAGUGAUCCAUUUCGACACUAAGGUCACCGUUACCGUAGCUGCUGACGAGAUGGGUAGUAAAAAGGCUGUAGCAGACGACCUUCUAGCCGACAUCCCCAACAUCGUCACCAUACAAUCUUCACCAUUGCAAUCUCAGCCAAAGCCAAAGCCAAAAAGGUUGAAGAAAGCCCAAACAAAGGCAACGGCCCCUCCAAUCACCAUUGAGGACAAGCCAGAUAGAGUCGGCGACAGCACGACUGACAUUGAAGUCGGCGUUACCCUCUCUACUGCCUUGCUCCUUCCAAAAGACCUCGAACGUAAUGCCGAGGUUAGCGAAUAUGAAAACUUCACUCUGAUGUUGCAGCACUCCGUACAAGUGAUCCAGCACGCCCACUCCUUCGCGAUGCAGGCUUUCGACAUUAAGAAGGAGUUGGUCAACAAGACCAAGGAGGCUACUGGCUUGCUGAAGACCGUUAAUAAGGCCGAGGCCAAGAUGAAGACUUUGAUAAGUCAGGCCAAUGCAGCCAGGAAAGCUCAAGAUGAGGCCAAGGAGAAGCAGGAGCUGCUAAGGCCGUUGCUAAGUCUCCUCUUUCUGCCAUUCCCCCCCACUCCAAGCCAAUCCAAGGACGAGGCUGAGUCCGAGGAAGAUGCCGAGGACGACAAGUCUAAAAAUACUGAAGCUGCUGGGGCCAAAUCCCCAAAUUUGAAUGAGCAAUUUUUAGACUUGACUCAGGAUAAGGGGGACGAGGUCUCAAAAGAGGAUGCCUUAUGUGGGAAGAUAAUAUCUGAGGCGCCUAUCACCAAGAAGAGCCUCGACCAGACUCUUGAAGAGAUCGAUGUUGAGCUCGCGGCUGAGAAGGCUGCUGAGAAGAGUUCCCAAAUGUCUUCUGAGAACCAAACCCUUCCAGCUGAUGACGCCGAAUAG
Molecule: messenger RNA, 1365 nt
Organism: Camellia sinensis
Lineage: Eukaryota; Viridiplantae; Streptophyta; Magnoliopsida; Ericales; Theaceae
Source: RefSeq, a predicted model, not a curated record